AUGAUCCUCAAUCCCCUCGUUGCCGUAUUCGUUACCACUCUCCUGUUCACAGAGACGGACAUGAAUCAUCUCCUACAACAGGCGUAUCAGGACCUCCCUCGAGAGCAGCACGCCCUAUACGUGAUCCAAUCCGUGGACCUGCCUCCCCCCGACACCCCACCAACCGAGUCCGUUCCACUACUGAGAUACCCCUUCGUGCCGUACAGCCCGGAGGACAUCUCGCGCUUCCUGCACCUGCACUGUGACGACAGGUGCGCCCUCUCGCCCCUGCAGUUCAUCGUGAUCGAUCGUCGUACAAAGAGCGGCGACGGGACGGUUUUAUAUGCGCGGUCGGAACCGGGGAAUGUGGAUGGACGAGAGCUGGAGAUGGUGAGAUUGGAGCCGCACGAAAUGAAUUUGAUUCCUGUUGCAGUGGAAAUCGGCGCGGCUGGGUUCGAUGAGGUGCGUGAGGCGGCUGGGCUGGGGCUUGACCUGUGA
Aspergillus calidoustus is the source of this 477-nucleotide messenger RNA. The record is from the annotation of a GenBank genome assembly. NCBI's taxonomy places the organism in Eukaryota, Fungi, Ascomycota, Eurotiomycetes, Eurotiales, Aspergillaceae.